AUGGCGGAAAAUGCAAAACAUGUCCCUGAGAGGCUGCAGUCUGCCAAAGACAGCGACCCGGCAGACAGCAUCAGCCCGAUCUGGAAUGCAAAAGAGGCUAGAAACAAAAACCUCUGGCAAGUAAGAGAGCUGCCGUCUCUGGUACUCUGGGGAGCGUUCUUUUUCAAAGGUGGGAGAGCUACUGGGACGGGACCUGCUGCUGCCGCCAGCGCUGGCUUGCCGUCGCUCGCCGCGUAUCGCAAGUUGCAGGGCAGGCGAGACGCCGACGCGUUGGUGAAUCUUCAGGUCGGCCUGCUUGGUGGCCGGGCAGAGUCGAACGAUAUUGCCGCAGGAGGAACGUCGGUUACCUUUGCACCGGACCCCAUUCCAUGGCUGGAAGAGUGCUUCCAAAAGGCCCGGGCCGGGAUGAGCAAGGUUCAGCGCCGGGCCAAUACACGGAGGCUGCUGACGCUGACGAUGACGGGUCCGGGUUGCACGGGCGACGAUCCAGGCGGGAAGACGGGCCCGACUCGUCGACAUGGCGCGCCGACAUGGUUGUCACACUUUGCUUUCUCCCUGGCCCGGCAGGCUGGCUUGAUUCCCACCAUCCCGGGUUAG
Molecule: messenger RNA, 597 nt
Organism: Ustilaginoidea virens
Lineage: Eukaryota; Fungi; Ascomycota; Sordariomycetes; Hypocreales; Clavicipitaceae
Exons: 1
Coding region: 1-597 (198 amino acids)
Source: RefSeq, a predicted model, not a curated record